AUGCCACGGACUUUUCCACACUGGAGUGGAGAAGGGGAUGAAGCAGAGAAGGGGUGUGAAGCAGAGAAGGGGUGUGAAGCAAAGAAGGGGUGUGAAUCAGAGAAGGGGGUGAAUCAGAGAAGCAGAGAAGGGGGUGAAGGAGACAAGGGAGCAGGAAGGAGAGGAGAGAAGAAGGGGGUGAAGCAGAGAGAAGGGGUGAAGCAGAGAGAAGGAGUAGAGAAGGGGUGUGAAGCAGAGAAGGGGUGUGAAGCAGAGAGGGGGUGUGAAGCAGAGAAGGGGUGUGAAGCAGAGAAGGGGUGUGAAGCAGAGAAGGGGUGUGAAGCAGAGAAGGGGUGUGAAGCAGAGAAGGGGUGUGAAGCAGAGAAGGGGUGUGAAGCAGAGAAGGGGUGUGAAGCAGAGAAGGGGUGUGAAGCAGAGAAGGGGUGUGAAGCAGAGAAGGGGUGUGAAGCAGAGAAGGGGUGUGAAGCAGAGAAGGGGUGUGAAGCAGAGAAGGGGUGUGAAGCAGAGAAGGGAAAAAGCAGGAAGGAGAGGAGAGAAGAAAGUGUGAAGCAGAGGGAAGGGAUUAUGCAGUGA
Molecule: messenger RNA, 573 nt
Organism: Closterium sp. NIES-65
Lineage: Eukaryota; Viridiplantae; Streptophyta; Zygnematophyceae; Desmidiales; Closteriaceae
Source: the annotation of a GenBank genome assembly